AUGUCUGCAUCUUCGGGAUCUGGAAGCUGGACUAGUCUCAUGCAACAAGCUCGAAAUCUAGAAAAACAGACGGAGAACUUGUUCCAUACGUAUUCGCGGUUCGCAGCAGCUCCUAAUAUCCCACCCAAACCCACAGAAAAAGAACGCGAGACAGAGACGAAGUUGGAGGAGUUAUUAGAAAAGCGUGAGGAUGUCAUUAGCAAACUCGUCCGACUGCUCGAUUCUGAAGCCGCCCUCACCUCCUCCGCCAUAAAACAGAAGAAUCUCAACACUUUCCAGAGGAAGCUCGCUGAUCACAAGAAAAAUCUAAUCCACCUACGCUCAAAUCUACAAGAGGCUCGUAAUCGCGCGAACCUUCUGUCUAACGUCCAGUCGGAUAUCGACCAAUACCGUCAGAACAACCCCGAAGCUGCCGAGGCCGAUUACAUGUUGCAGGAGCGGAAUCGCAUCGACAAUAGUAACAACAUGGCCGAUAACGUGCUUAGCCAGGCGUAUGCUGUUAAUGACAGCUUCAAUCUGCAGCGCGAAACAUUGGCAAGCAUCAACAGGAGGAUUACACACGCAGCAAGCCAAGUGCCCGGGAUCAACACGCUGAUCGGAAGGAUAUCGGCUAAGAAGAGGAGGGAUGGCAUUAUCAUGGGCAGCUUCGUUGCGUUUUGCUUCAUCGUCUUUUUCCUCUUUUCGUGA
Messenger RNA from Fusarium venenatum, 687 nucleotides. RefSeq lists its product as uncharacterized. Gene Ontology annotation, cellular component: Golgi membrane; cis-Golgi network; SNARE complex. Lineage: Eukaryota; Fungi; Ascomycota; Sordariomycetes; Hypocreales; Nectriaceae. The record is from RefSeq and is a predicted model, not a curated record. Gene Ontology annotation, biological process: endoplasmic reticulum to Golgi vesicle-mediated transport; vesicle fusion. Gene Ontology annotation, molecular function: SNAP receptor activity.